This is a messenger RNA of Pieris rapae (cabbage white), 2328 nucleotides long. RefSeq names its product elongation of very long chain fatty acids protein (gene Elovl7). Gene Ontology annotation, cellular component: endoplasmic reticulum membrane. Bases 156 to 1088 code for a protein of 310 amino acids. NCBI's taxonomy places the organism in Eukaryota, Metazoa, Arthropoda, Insecta, Lepidoptera, Pieridae. Gene Ontology annotation, biological process: fatty acid elongation, monounsaturated fatty acid; sphingolipid biosynthetic process; fatty acid elongation, saturated fatty acid. Gene Ontology annotation, molecular function: fatty acid elongase activity. The record is from RefSeq and is a predicted model, not a curated record. The transcript is spliced from 9 exons.
UGAGAUAUAUAUGUGAUAGGCGGCGGCGCGCGCGCACAUUGCAAGUGUAGUGAUUGCCAAGCACAGGACUAUAGUGCUGAUCAUCCAAGUUCAUUGUUUUUUGAUAUAAAAAUAGUGCAACGUAGUGAUAAUUUGGAAAUAUAAUAAAUAAUAAAAUGGACAUAAUAAACCGAAUAGUCGACGGUUAUCAUGACCUCAUGGACAACAAAAGUGACCAGAGAGUGAAAGAUUGGUUCCUAAUGUCUUCACCUUUCCCCACAUUAUGCAUCUGCCUCACAUACGUUUUCGUAGUAAAGGUAAUAGGUCCACAAUUUAUGAAAAACCGGAAACCCUACGACCUAACACGUGUAUUGAUUUGGUACAACCUAUUUCAAGUAAUCUUCAGUGCAUGGCUGUUUUACGAAAGUGUCGUCAGUGGAUGGUUCUGGUCUCAUAGUUUUAGAUGUCAACCUGUAGACUACUCCAGAAGUCCUCACGCUAUGCGAACAGUAGCUGGCUGUUGGUGGUACUACUUCUCGAAGUUUACAGAAUUCUUCGACACGUUCUUCUUCGUAUUGCGGAAGAAGUUUGAUCAUGUUUCGAAGUUGCACGUCAUCCAUCACGGCAUCAUGCCUAUGUCUGUCUGGUUUGGAGUCAAGUUCACGCCUGGCGGUCACUCGACGUUCUUCGGAAUGCUGAACACGUUCGUACAUAUCGUUAUGUACUCGUACUACCUCCUGGCAGCCCUAGGUCCUAAGGUUCAGAAGUAUCUUUGGUGGAAAAAGUACAUCACAGUCAUACAAAUGGUUCAAUUCGUGCUGGUGUUCUUGCAUGCCUUCCAACUUCUCUUUAUCGACUGUGACUACCCCCGAGCCUUCGUCUGGUGGAUCGGAAUGCACGCUGUCCUCUUCUACUAUCUAUUCUCUGAUUUCUACAAACAGGCUUAUAUUAAGAAGGCCAAGAGGGCAAAAGCUGCAGAAAAAUUAAUAGAGGAGGAAGCUAAGUCAGACUCAAAAGACAGAGUUUUGCCUCUCCUUAAUGGCUUCAGCAAUGGAGCCGCGCUGGGUGAUGUACGACAAAGGGUGGCUGGCGCUGUCGCAUCACAAUAGAUGUUAUUUGUUUAAAAAAUACCACCUACCUUAUUUCGGGGAAACAAUUGCAAUCUCAAAUAAGAAAAGCUCACUUAGUUAAGGGAUAGUUUACUUUGCCUCAGACGGUUGACGCGUCGAAAUAUCAAAUCUAAGCUGAUGAAUGUUAGAAGAAUAUGAAGCUUUCGAUACGACUAUUAGGCCAGUAAAUCAAAACCUAUCUCAAAUUGAGAUAAAAUAGUUGUCAGGUGAUGAAACUACUUAUAAAUGUAAGUUAUGGUAUAAUCUCUCUCUAAUCGGUUGUUAGUUUUUGAAGAAUGUUCAAUGGUUUUAAUGAAAUGUAUGUGUUGCGCAUUGCGCAAGUUUUGUAUAAGGCGCAACUUUUUAUUAAUAGAAAAUAACAUGAUACUGUCUUUGGUUUAUGCAAGUACUGCAUAUUAAAAAUCUUGGUCUGAAAAAAACUGAAUGUAUACGUACAUUUAUUAUUCCUGUGGUCAACAUAAUAGCUGAUAUGAUUCGGUGCUACAUUUGUUCAGAAGUUUUAUAUAAUUAUCAUAAAUCAAUUAUCUCACCACCUAAUGUUCGUAUUAUAACUUGAACCUAAUUGUGAAAUUUCUGGAAAAUUAUCUAAGAAUGAGGAUAUUAUUCAAGGAUAUUGUAAUUACUAAAUACUUAUAUAAUAAUAAUCGUUAUUCUUACAAAUGCAAAUUUUCCUUCAAGUUUCCUUGUUUAGAGAAGGAAGAAGCGGUUGCACGGGUCUUUCAUUAUUCAUCAUCAGCUUAUUAAAACAGUUUACUGUUGAUUUGGAUAAAGUUUCUUUAAGAUGCGAGAGAAUCUCAAGUUUCAAAAUGUAAUUAUUGCAUUUGGUGUAAAUAUACAUAUAGUAAAAGCCUUUUUGGAAAAUAUUUCCCAAUUAUUAAUGUCAAUAUCAGACUUAAAAAAUAUUUAUUUCCAAAAGUGACACUUGCAUUGAUAAAAGUUAAUGUAAAAUGUAAAAAUGUAUUUGCUUUAAACAUGAAUGAAAUCCAACCUGACAAUUUAUGGGGCAUCAUAUAAUUUACACUUCAGACAGACAAAAGUAGUGCAGAGCAUAUUUGAUCAAGGAGGCAUUUCAAGUGUAGUUUUGUAAGUAGAAUUAGUUAUUAGUUAUAGGUUUUGUCAAAAAUAUGGUUUGAUAAGAAAUUUAACAAGAUUUGACAAAAACUAUAACUCGUUAAAUGUACAACUUUGUGAUACCUAUUUAAUUAAAAUAAUAACAAUA